Messenger RNA from Maylandia zebra (zebra mbuna), 756 nucleotides. Lineage: Eukaryota; Metazoa; Chordata; Actinopteri; Cichliformes; Cichlidae. The record is from RefSeq and is a predicted model, not a curated record.
AUGACUUUGAUCUGCGUCCUCAUCUGGACUCUCCUCUGCUGCUGCUUCACAGAGUCCAGAGGACAGAUCACAGUGACUCAGCCUGGAGCAGUGAGCUCUGCUGUGGGAGGAACUGUGAGCAUCAAGUGUACGACCAGUCAGGAUGUUUAUGUUUAUAGCAACAACCAUAUUUUAGCCUGGUACCAACAGAAAGAUGGAGGAGUUCCCAAACGUCUCAUUCACUCUGCUAGCACUCGAGAAUCAGGGAUUCCAGCUCGUUUUACAGGCAGUGGAUCAAACUCUGACUUCAGUCUGAUCAUCAGUGGAGUCCAGGCUGAAGAUGCAGCAGUUUAUUACUGUCAGAGUUUUCACUAUCCUAACAAUCAGGAUGUGUUCACACACUCGUCAACCUUGGGUGACACCGAUCUGCAGAUGGAUUCUAAACUUCCUCACAAACAGGCCCCAGGUGGUGAGAGUUGGUCCAACACCAUAAUCAAGUUUGUGGAUGACACAACCAUCAUAGGCCUCAUCACAGGCAACGAUGAGACGGCCUAUAGAGAGGAGGUGAUGGUGCUGUACGAGUGGUGCCUGGAAAAUAACCUGACACUCAACAUCAGCAAAACUAGAGAAAUGAUAGUGGACUACCAGAAACGACCAGUCGGGGAACACUGGCCCAUCCACAUCAACGUUGUCAAGGUCGAAAGGGUGUGCGAUGAAGAGCUUGCUGACGAGCUGCAUUACAGUUUGGUACGGAAGCUGCUCUGCCAGCAGCCGUAA